GCUGGUCCUCCGUUUAUUCUCGCCGGUCACUCUCAGUCUUUUCUUUUCGCUUGUCUAUUUGCUUCAUUUCCGGCGUCUCACACCGCGAUAGCCUGCCGUCUUCCUUCGCCGGCUUCACUUUUUCCGACAUUGGAUUCCGUUUCCGGCGACAAUCGCUCAAGUACUACUGUUGCAUAAAAAAUGAGUUCAACCAGAGGGCGUGGGAAGCCUUUAAAUCCAGGCACCAAUAAGAGCAAUGUUUCUGGGAUUUCUACCACUACAGUAGAUCAUUUGAGUCGGGGUGUAGCCGAUGUUAGCCUGGAUCCUGGACAGGCAGAUGGUGAUUGGGAAGUUUAUGCUAAAAAGUCCAGGAGAGCUGGCCCGAAUGCAUCUAAACAAUGGGGUGCCCCGAAUUCUAGUCCCAAAUCAACAGAGGUGGCUCAGACGUCUGGCACACGCAAUGGUGGUGGUGGACGAGGAAAGGCGUCUGGUAAGAGUUGGCAAGCUCAAUCCGCUAGGACGAUGGCUGGAAGAGGGAUCCAACCCAGGGCUUCAGAGAGUAGUUAUAGGACUUCACCGCCUGUUAUUCGCCCUCCCCUGGAGAAUGGCUGGAAUUGGCCAUCUAGGGCGGGUGCCAGUCAAAAUAAGGUUUUGGAAGAUGCCCAACAUCAAGAUGAACAUAACUCAAACUCAUAUCUGAGUGAUGAGAAUGACGAUAAUGACAAUAUUGACGAUAAUGAUGAUGAUUCUGAUGAUCUUGAGGAUAGUGAUGAUGAUGUGUUAAGUGACGAGUUUGAUUCCGAUGCGAGUCAAAAGAGCUUUGAAACUCGAAAGAAGACUAGAUGGUUUAAGAAGUUCUUUGAGAUUUUGGAUAGUUUGACGGUUGAGGAAAUUAAUGAACCUGCCAGGCAGUGGCAUUGUCCAGCAUGCCAAGGAGGCCCUGGUGCCAUUGACUGGUACCGUGGCCUGCAACCCUUGGUGACACAUGCCAAAACAAAAGGAUCUAAAAGGGUGAAGCUGCAUAGAGAGCUAGCAGAACUUCUGGACGAGGAAUUGCAGCGGAAGGGAGCAUCUAUUGUUCCUGCAGGGGAACAAUUUGGUAAAUGGAAAGGUUUGAAAGAUGAGGAGAAAGACCACGAGAUAGUUUGGCCUCCUAUGGUUAUUGUUAUGAAUACAAAGCUUGAGCAGGAUGAUAAUGACAAGUGGACCGGCAUGGGAAACCAGGAACUUCUUGAGUACUUCAGUUCAUAUCCUGCUACAAAGGCUCGACACUCAUAUGGUCCCCAGGGGCAUCGUGGGAUGAGUGUUUUAAUCUUUGAGACCUCAGCAAGGGGUUAUUUUGAGGCUGAUCGUCUGCACAAGCAUUUCAUUGAGCAAGGAACAGAUAGAAAUGCUUGGGAUCGUAGGAGGGUUUUGUUCUAUCCAGGCGGGAAACGCCAACUUUAUGGUUUUAUGGCGACAAAAGAAGACCUUGACUUUUUUAACCAACAUAUGCAAGGCAAAUCUAAGAUGAAGUUUGAGAUGAAAUCAUACCAAGAGAUGGUGGUAAACCAGAUGAAGCAAAUGAGCGAGGACAACCAGCAGCUUAUCUGGUUGAAGAACAAGGUCGUAAAAGAAAGAAACAAGGCAAAGACCUACCAAGAAUCUCUUGAUAUAGUCAGUGCAAAGCUCCGCAAAACAAAAGAGGAAAAUAGGAUUGUGAGACAGAGAACCCUCAUGCAACAUGAAGAAAACAAAGAAGAGAUGGAAUUGCAAGAGCAAUUUUUUAAAGAACAAAUCAAACUCUUGCACGCCACGAGAGAUGAAAAAGAAGAUAAUUUCGAAAGGCUGCAGCAAGAGAAACGCGAGGAGGUAAAGCAAACAAAUGUAAGGCAAUCGAAUGCUGAUGAAUACAGAAGCAGGGCGGAGGACGUUGCUAAGUUCAUUAAGUUUCAAGAUGAAGAGAUGGAAGAUUUUGUAGCAGAGAGGGAAGAGCUAAUAAAAAACCAUGAAGAGAAGAUAGCAGAAAUGAAACGACGACACUGGGAGGAAGAAGUUGAGCUCGAGAAAGAGUUCAAUGCAGAAUUAACUCGGCUGAUGGAGAAGUAUUCGCCUCAUGGUUCAAAAGAUGCAAAAGAGCAGUCAAGUUGAGGGUUGGGUCGGGUCAAGGCUACGGUGAAAAGUGAAGAUACUGGUUUAUAGGGUGAUAGUACUCUGCAACUAUUAACAGCGUCUACUGGGGUGAGUUGUUCCAUUCCUCUCUCCUCACUUUUCUUAUGCUUAUCUCAUACAAUGCUAGCUCAAAGUAUACAAAAACAAUUGAACCUUGUUUUAUCCUCCCUUCUUUUGUGCUGUUAUCGUUGCGGUUUCUGAUUAUAUGAUGACUCUACAACUGUGGUAUAUAACCGUAUCGAGCUACUUGCUUUGCCUGACCACGUCGAGCUACUUGCUCGACAGUGGCAUACUGUGUUGAUCUGCUUGAUGUUUGGUUGCUUGUUGGGGAGUCUCAAUCCACUCUCUUCGAAGUAGGGUCGAGAUACUCUUCCCACUUAAA
Molecule: messenger RNA, 2512 nt
Organism: Momordica charantia (bitter melon)
Lineage: Eukaryota; Viridiplantae; Streptophyta; Magnoliopsida; Cucurbitales; Cucurbitaceae
Product: protein SUPPRESSOR OF GENE SILENCING 3
Biological process (GO): defense response to virus; regulatory ncRNA-mediated gene silencing
Source: RefSeq, a predicted model, not a curated record